This is a messenger RNA of Paramuricea clavata, 579 nucleotides long. Lineage: Eukaryota; Metazoa; Cnidaria; Anthozoa; Malacalcyonacea; Plexauridae. The record is from the annotation of a GenBank genome assembly.
AUGGAGGGGUUAUUUCAAAGAAAGCAUAAUCAAUUGUCGUAUGAAGAAGCGGUUAUGGUUGAAAAAAACAAAAAAGAAAUAGCGUCUCGUAUUACACACGUGAUCGAUUGUGAAGCAUAUACAAGUAAGAAAAAAACAUUUCUUCGCGAAAUAUCGGUCUAUCGGGUAAAGACCGGCGAGUGUUCGUCGUUUCAAGUGUUUAUGCCGUUUAUACCGUUUAAUGAAUGUGACUAUACAAUCGACUAUCAAAUAAAGAAAAUUCACGGCUUACCGAUUGCACGUGAACGUUUAACUGAUGAUUUUUAUACAUUGAAAGAAUCAACAGCAUUUUUAACAGGUGAAUUUAUGUGUAAUGCAGAUUUAGUGGCUUAUAAAGGUGGUGAUAUUGAACGUGUUUUGUUAAAUAAUAUGGGCGUUCGUUGUAUUAAUCUUGAAAUAUUGACAUGUCCAAAAUACAUAGAUCUGUUGACCAUAUUUGGUCAAUCGCAAGAAUGUUGUCCUUAUCACCAGGGUAACCAUUACCAUUGUUCAAAACACGAGGUAAAAAUGUUUGCAAAAUUUGUGUAUUCGCUAUUGUAA